This is a messenger RNA of Helicoverpa zea (corn earworm), 487 nucleotides long. RefSeq names its product protein FAM32A-like. The coding region runs from base 111 to 470 and encodes 119 amino acids. The record is from RefSeq and is a predicted model, not a curated record. Gene Ontology annotation, cellular component: nucleolus. The transcript has 2 exons. Lineage: Eukaryota; Metazoa; Arthropoda; Insecta; Lepidoptera; Noctuidae.
GUGACAGUAGACACUGACAAUUUCAGUGCGUCAUUUCGUGUGCUGUGUGUUGUUUUCCAGAAAAUCGAAUACUUUAUUUCUAGAAAUUGUAAUUGUAAUCAAAACAGACAAUGGGUGAAGAAGACGAAUAUGCAUGUGUUAACAGAUCACAGCUGAAGAUAAAAGAUAACUCUGGCAUCAAAAAGAAAAAGAAGAAGAAAGCUAAGAAGGAAACGGAGAAACUUAUGGAGAAUGAAGUCAAACAACAGGUUCAACAACAACAAACGCAGCAGCAUCAGCCAGUUGCUGUAGUAGUUAACACUAAGACUAAGGCUGAAAUGGCUUUCCAAAAGAUGCAGGAGAAAAUGCAAAAACAAAGAAUACAACAGAAAGCAGAGAUGACUCACAAACAGAGGGUAGAAAAGUUCAACCAGCAUCUAGACAGCCUUACUGAACACUUUGAUAUACCCAAAGUAUCUUGGACUAAAUAAAAUAGACCUAUUUGGAA